GGAGAGGGACAGAGAGAAGGAUGAAGAGGAGGAGGAGAAGGUGUGGAUAGGACCAAGCCAGGAGAGGGUGCCAGCUCUGACCCAGACAGCCUUGGGGACCCUGACCCGGAGAGACCGUACCUCUGCUCCCAGUGCGGCAAGCGGUUUACUGCAGCCAGCAGCUUGAAGAUACACAUGAUGACCCACAGCGGAGAGAAACCCCACCAUUGUUCCGUUUGCGAGAAGGCCUUCUUGCGAUCCUAUGACCUGAGACGACACCAGGUGGUUCACAAAGGAGAGGUUGCCAGAUCUGACACAGACAUCUCUGAGAAGCACCACCGCUGCUCCGAGUGCGGAAAGAGGUUCCUCACAAAGACGCGGCUGAACAGACAUGCGCUGAUCCACAGCGGAGAGAAACCACAUCAGUGCUCUGUCUGCGGGAAGUGUUUCUUACGACCCGACGACUUGAGGAGACACAUGACCAUCCACACCGGAGAGAAAACCAAGCACGUCUGCCACCCGUGUGGGAAGACAUUCACCUUGCUACGGCACCUCAAGAUCCACCAGCGAGUCCAUACGGGAGAGAAACCAUACCACUGCUCCAAGUGCCCGGAGAGUUUUGCCCACCUGUUGGAGUAUAGGAAGCACAGACAGACCCACCGUAUCGAGAAACCAUACCACUGUGAUGACUGUGACAAGAUGUUCUCCCACUUCAGAACCCUCAAGGUUCAUCGUCUGAUCCACACAGGAGAGAACCUCCACCACUGCUCCUACUGCGGGAAGGGCUUCACGAUCAGAGGGAACCUCAACACCCACCUACUGACCCACACCAAGGAGAAACCGCAUCAGUGCUCCAUCUGCGGACAACGCUUCGCCAGAUCCCAGUGCCUGAAAAAACACAAGCUCAAGAAGUUACACAUGGAAGAGGUCCUCUACCACAUCUGCGAUUGCGGUAAGAGCUUCACGGAUGUAGAGAAGCUGCAGACGCAUGCCAGGACGCACUUGAAGAACCUCGAGAAGAGGUUCUGCUGCUCGUACUGCGGCCGGACGUUCGUACGGGCUGGUGACCUUCAAAGCCACCAGAGAACACACACUGGAGAGAAACCGUACGUAUGCACUAUAUGCGGGACCCGUUUCGCCCAGUCUGGGAACCUGAGGGUGCACCAGAUCACGCACACUAAAGAGAGGCCAUACCCUUGUACUGUCUGUGAUAAGCGGUUCACCACACCGGGGAGUCUGAAGGUGCACGUGAGGCUCCAUACAGGGGAGAAGCCGUAUGUCUGUAGCCUGUGUGGGAAAGGGUUCCAUGUACCCAAAUUGCUGAAGAAACACCAGGAGCAUCACACAAGUGAGAUGACAGCCUCCUUGGACAUGACAUAGGAAAAGCCUACAAUUUUGUCUGGAGGACUUUUAUUUUGGAAAACACAUGUCCUCAAUGGGACCAGUGGCCAGUACUUUAGUCACUGAGGCCUAUCCUUUCUCAAUUCAUCUUUCCUCGAUUAUCUCGCAUCCUCUCUCCUCACCUCCUCAACUGUAUUGGAGGAGAAUAUCUAAAGUCCCUCCCCUCAGACCUUCUCCUCCAAUGAGUUUUGAGAAGAAGCUGGGGAGAGAGAAUGGAAGGACUCGAGGACUGAAAAAAAAUCCAGGUUUCAAUGGCCAAAAGAUUGCUGGUGGUUUCUCUGCUGCUCUCAUGAGCAUCGCUGGGCCUCGGGCAUGUACCAGUGGAAGGUCUACAUUUGAAACCGUCUAUAAAUCCAUUUAAGGACAUGGGUUUUCAAAAUAAAAGUAAUCUGAAAUUGUGCACCAAAUGUGCUUUUCAACGUCUCACUAAUCAUGACUGAAUUUGUAGUGCUUCAUUUAGUGACACAGCCUUCAUAAAGCUUCUCUAGGUUAACGCCAUAUAUGAAUACAGUAAUGAUAUAUAUAAUUAUGUGUUACAUCGUGUUGCCCUCUUUAGGUAGCCUAGUGGUUAAAGCAUUGGGCCAGUAACUGAAAGGUUGCUAGAUCGAAUCCCUGAGCGGACAAGGUAAAAAUCUGUCAUUCUGCCCCUGAGCAAGGCAGUUAACCCACUGUUCCCUGGGCGCCGUAGAUGUCGAUUAUGGCAGCCCCCCCUCACCUCUCUGAUUCACAGGGGUUAAAUGCGGAAGACACAUUUCAGUUGAAGGCAUUCAGUUGUACAACCGACUAGGUAUCCCCCUUUCCAUUAUUGCCAUCGUGGUUAUUAUUUGACCCUGCUGGUCAUCUAUGAACGAUCUGGCCUUAAUGGUCACAUGGACUCUUAAAUCUCUACCCGGCACAGCCAGAAGAGGUCUGGUCACGCCUCGGCGCCUGGUUCCUCUCUACCAGACACAGCCAGAAGAGGACUUGCCACCCAUCAGAGCCUGCUUCCUCUCUACCAGUCACAGCCAGAAGAGGUCUGGUCACCCAUCAGAGCCUGCUUCCUCUCUGCCCGACACAGCCAGAAGAGGUCUGGUCACCCAUCAGAGCCUGCUUCCUCUCUACACGGCACAGCCAGAAGAGGACUGGCCACCCAUCAGAGCCUGCUUCCUCUCUGCCCGACACAGCCAGAAGAGGUCUGGUCACGUCUCGGCGCCUGGUUCCUCUCUACCCGACACAGCCAGAAGAGGACUGGCCACCCAUCAGAGCCCUGCUUCCUCUCUAGGUUUCUUCCUAGGUUUCUGCCUUUCUAGGGAGCUUUUCCUAGUCCCUUUGCUUCUGCCUCUGCAUUGCUUGUUCUUUGUGGUUUUGGGCAGGGUAUCUGCAGGGCACUUUGUGGUUUUAGGCAGGGUAUCUGCAUUUAUGGUCAUGGUAGGCUAUAGUAUUCUAUUUUAACUGCAAUUGUGUUGGUGAUUGUUACCAAGUGCAGCAUUUAUUCCAGUUGAAAUAGUCAAAAUACUUCACUCAACAUUGGAGCUUUUUGUUGUUGACCCCAUGACCCCCAAAGGGUCAGAGUUCAGCCCUGGACAAGAGCACUUUGUGACACCUGCUGAUGUAAAAAGGGCUUAAUAACAUACACAUGAUUUGAUGUGACACAAUGUGAACAUGUCAGUAAAUGUUAUGACAAUAAAUGCUAACUGUGUGAUGUGUUGUUCUUUGUUUGGGGGUUCUCUGAGGAGUGAUC
Oncorhynchus masou masou (cherry salmon) is the source of this 3100-nucleotide messenger RNA. Its product is annotated as zinc finger protein 135-like. Gene Ontology annotation, cellular component: nucleus. Gene Ontology annotation, biological process: regulation of gene expression. The transcript is spliced from 3 exons. Bases 175 to 1359 code for a protein of 394 amino acids. The record is from RefSeq and is a predicted model, not a curated record. NCBI's taxonomy places the organism in Eukaryota, Metazoa, Chordata, Actinopteri, Salmoniformes, Salmonidae.